AUGUCACACGGGAGAGGUGUGAUAAUAGACGCUGGGGAAAGGAGCCGUAGACGAGCAGCUGAAGAGGCCGCCAAGGAGAUUCAGACCUAUUACUCGGGUUUGAGGGCGGCAACACCUCUAGCACGAUCUUCAACAGGAUUGCAGGCAGCAAGCGCUGCUUCAGCUCGGUCAAAGGGCCGUUCGAGAGGCCCUCCUGGAGAAGUGAGUGACCUCACUUUGGGACAGAAAGGUACGUGGUUGUCCAGGGAAGUUUCCCUACCGCGGGAGGUUCCAGAUCCGUCACAAUUCCAGUCUGAUUCCGAGCCACGGGGCGAGGAAUUCGAGGACGCACAGAGCUGCCAGGAUUCUGGGAAUCCGGAAGCAGGGGGUGCUGUGACGGAAGGGACAUACGAGUCCGUAGCUGCACGUAAGCAGCACGAGGGGGCUCGUGAGGUAGGGAACGAAGGAAGGGUUAACGCACGUACCGGGGCGGGUAACGAGAAGCGGCAGGAACUGCGGGUCGUCGAUCGUGAUCAGGGAUCACGCACGCGUCAGGCGGAGUUCGACGACCGCGAGUCGCUUAUCCCGCAGGUGUCAGUCUCCAGUGUCCAGGAAAGGAUCGACGAGCAGCGGGGGAAGUCGUACGACCCAAAUUCGCUCGGAACGCAGGGGUCGGUGACUGGAAACCGAGAGGUGUGGCAGGGGUCGGCGUGGGCGGAAGGCGCUGCCGACAGGAAACGCAUAGUUAGCGUGGAAGCCGAUACCUCCGGGGUCAUCAACAGAUCGUCGGGUAGCGACAGCGGACAGCCGUUGGAAGCGAGGAACGACGAGCAGCGAGGGGUGGGCUUGGAUAGAAGAAGCCUGCGCGAAGGCCUACGGCCUAGAGCGUUUAGUACUCCACAGGAAGCGGCAACGGUGAGACAGGGACGCGGUGGAUUCAGCGUAGGAGGAUCGCCAAGCCGACAGUCUCUGGAAGAUCCUGAACUCGAGUGGGACCCGGCUAUUGAUGUUUCGCUCGAGGGUGCUGCCUACAAAUGGAUUGUAGGCCUUGAGGCGAGAAACGCACGCCCAGAGCACUGGGAGGACCGGGAGGUCCAAGUAGCCGGAACUGAGGACGAGCCAGCACACUACAGAGAGGUGCGUGGGCUCAAGACGCUUUUCCUGAAGCAGUUCGUGGCGGUAAACCUGAAGCGGCAGACGGAAAGGAAGCUGCGCAUGCGGGUCCAAAGGAAGGAGGAAGACAUCACGGAAUACUACCAUGAUGUUAUGGAUAUGUGUCGCAUGGUUCAGCCAGACAUGGCCGAAGAGGUGCGCAUAGACCACCUUUUCAGGGGAUUGAGCCCGGCUCUCUACGAGAGGCUUUACGUGUUGGGCAUUAAAUCGUGUGAAGAAUUCCUGGAGGAGGCGAGACUUCACGCAGAUGCCGUAAAAACAGCCUAUGAGAGGGGGUACGAGGAUGCGCGUAGAGAGCGCGAGAAGCCGGCAGUCGGGGCGGUAGGCCUUGACAAGGUGCAAGACCUACAGCGCCAGAUUCAAGAACUGAGGGACGAGCUAGCCCGGGCAGGAGAUCCUUCGAGGAGCCAGAAAGCCAGAAAGAAAAAUCUGUUUCGCUGUUAUAAUUGCGAUGAAGAAGGACACAUUGCAAGAAGCUGCCAAAAAGAAAAGAAGGAGAGGGCGAUGAAACCCAAGAAGCCCGAGGGGGAGGAGCCUAAGGCGGCCUGCGCGGUGAUUGGCGGAGACCAGACUAUGGGAAUGACAAAUGGUGAUCGUCAGCCGACCGAAGAAAUUUGGAUUGGUGGACGACCAGUCGAUGCCUUGGUGGACACGGGAGCAAUAAUUUCAGUUAUUUCACCAUCAUUGGCGAGUAAAUUGAAGCUGAAAAUAGUCCCGUGGGAAGGACCUAUGGUCGUGACGGCUGAUGGACAACCGAUGAACCCGAGAGGAAAGGUUUCCUUAACGGUCACGAAUAAAAACGCGUCCGUGGAGGGUGAAGCCUUGGUCCUAAAGACGUUUGGACCAGAAUUUAUCAUGGGAAGAAAUCUACUGAAGCUGUUUCGAGAGCUAAAAAUUUGUUUUAGCGACCCGCCAAUAGUGGAACUCGGUGCCAUCCACAUGGAAGCGAGCAGCGGGAAUGAAACAGUGAGGAAAGUGACAGCGAUGGUGCGGGUGACGGUGCCGAAAAGAAGUGCGGUGCCAGUGAAAGUGUCAAUCCCUGAGACGGGAGGAAAUGACACGAUUAUGUUACUCAGACCGUCAAAGAAACUGCUGCAGAAUAGUGGACUGUCGGCGGGUCAUGCGCUGAUCGACUGCUCGAAGACGAAUGCAGUGGUUCACGUGAUGAAUGUCGAUCAUACGGAUCACGUCAUCGUGGAGGGAACAUCCAUCGGUCACCUAGUGCCCAUUGACCAGACCAGUAAUCUCUCUCUGGAAGUUGGUGAAGGGAGGGAUGCAGCUGGAGAAGUGAGGGGAUGGCCGGGAAAAUCACGGGAGCCAGUGGCAUUCGAUCAUUGUGUGGCGUCGACCUUAGCGGCGCAAGAUCGAAACGACCUAAUUGAGCUGCUGAUAGAGUUCCAAGAUGUGUUUGCCGACAGCGGUGAUUGUUUGGGCCAGUGCACUGUGCUUGAACAUGCAAUCCCAACGGGAGGAGCGGCACCGAUUAAACAACUGCCAAGGAGACGUGCAUGGAGGGAGCGGGAAUUGAUUAAGGAUGAGGUCGACAAGAUGCUUAAGCAGGGGGUUAUAGAGCCUGCUCAAAGUCCGUGGUCAUCGCCCAUCGUUCUGGUGAAGAAAAAGGACGGGAAGUGGCGAUUCUGCAUUGACUACAGGCGGCUGAAUGAAGUGACAACGAAAGAUGUGUACCCACUCCCGCGCAUUGACGAUGCACUGUCCAAAUUGGAGGGAGCGGCUCUGUUUAGUGUUGUAGACCUUCAGAGCGGGUACUGGCAGGUGCCAGUCGCGGAAGCUGAUAAGCCGAAGACAGCUUUCGUUACACCGGAUGGCCUGUACCAGUUCCGAGUAAUGCCGUUUGGGCUUUGCUCAGCUCCGAGCACAUUCCAACGACUAAUGGAUAUGGUGUUGGCAGGAUUGAAGUGGACUGAUUGCCUGGUCUACAUGGAUGACGUGGUCAUCUUUGGAAAGGAUGCUAAAGAGCAUUUGGAGAGACUAGGAAAAGUCUUAUCAUGCUUCCGAAAGGCCAAUUUAAAGCUGAAGAUGGAAAAAUGUGGCUUCGGGAACGAGCGUGUGCGGAUGCUGGGUCAUGUGGUAAGCAAGGCCGGAAUCGAGCCUGAUCCGGAGCACUGUAAGGCUAUAGAAAUGUUCCCGGGGCCAAACCUUAAUGCCAAUGAAAAGGCAAAGAGGAAGGGGGUGAAGAGCUUUGUAGGCCUUUGCUCAUUUUACCGCAAGUUUGUUCCGAACUUCGCCCAGGUGGCGUACCCGCUUACGGUAAUGGAAGGUAAAGGGGUUUUUCGUUGGGGAGAGCCGGAACGGAACGGGUUUUCCGAGCUGAAGGCUGCGCUGGUGAAAGCAGCACAGCUUGCUCAUCCGGAUUAUUCAAAGAACUUCGAAGUGCAUCCUGAUGCCUGUGAUUACGGCAUAGGGGCGGCGCUGAUGCAAGAAAGAAACGGGCACCCCAUGCCAAUUUGUUUCGUCAGCAGAGUGUUGAACAAAUCGGAGAGAAAUUACACAAUAACGGAAAAAGAGUGCCUUGCCAUUGUAUGGGCUGUAAAGAAGUUUCGGCCAUACAUUUGGGGUACAAAAAUUGUGAUAAAAACCGAUCAUCAUGCCUUAUGUUGGCUGAUGACCAAGCAGGAGCUAAGUGGCCGGCUUGAGAGAUGGAGUCUGUCGUUGCAAGAGUACGACAUUUCCAUCCACUACAAGAAAGGAAGCUUGCACGAUGACGCAGAUGCCCUAUCGCGUUACCCAAUACAAGAAAGGGGUGAGGAGGAGCAGGCGGUGGCCAUCCCAGUCGCUACUAUAGGGUUGGAUACACGGUCUUGGGCGGAUGGUCAAGACCGGGUGAAGCAGUGGCGAUGGAUCAAGCAAGUAAUGAUCAAGAAUGACUCCACCCAAUACGGAAACUUCAUGCUCAAGGAGGGCUUGCUGUACCUGAGAACAAUCAGGUUCGGGCAGGAGUUUGAUCGGCUUUGUGUGCCACCGGAACGUCGUAAGGAGGCAUUGUCGUGGGUUCAUGAUGAACCCACGGCUGGGCACCUGGGGCAAACAAAGACUCUGGAGAGAGCUAGGCAUAGAUUUUAUUGGCCUAAAAUGGACAGGGCGGUUACCCGUUAUGUCCAAAGCUGCAAGAGUUGCCAGACCCGGAAGCCGGAUCAAGGGAAGAAGAAGGGGCUGAUGGAGAUAACGCAAGUUGGGGGACCCUUCGAGCGUAUCGGCAUUGAUGUCCUGGGCCCUUUCCCGCGAUCGCGAAACGGAAACACAAACAUCGUUGUCGCGGUGGACUACCUUACGAAAUGGGUAGAAGCCAGGGCCUUGCCGGAUGCCACGGCCCGACAAAUCGCAAAAUUCUUUGUCGAGGACGUAGUGGUACGACAUGGAUUUCCACGGGAAUUGACCUCGGACCAAGGGAAGUGUUUUACGGCUGAAGUCACCCGGGAAGUGUUGGCCCUGUUGCGACUGUCACAUCGCAUGACAGUGCCUUACCAUCAACAAGCGAACGGCCUGGUUGAAGACAAAGACAGAACAAUUAAGCGCUGUACGUGGAUGAAGCAGCAAUGUUAG
Molecule: messenger RNA, 4713 nt
Organism: Daphnia magna
Lineage: Eukaryota; Metazoa; Arthropoda; Branchiopoda; Diplostraca; Daphniidae
Exons: 2
Coding region: 1-4713 (1570 amino acids)
Biological process (GO): proteolysis; DNA integration
Molecular function (GO): aspartic-type endopeptidase activity; nucleic acid binding; zinc ion binding
Source: RefSeq, a predicted model, not a curated record